AUGGCGGACUUGACGACAGCGGAGCGCGAGUCCAGCGACAGUUUUUGGAAAAGACUCAGACGGUCCGAGACUGCGCUGAACGCUGUCCAACUUCUGUCCUUUGUCUAAACAUCUCCAACCUUUUAAACAUUGUAUCCUGCAAAUGAGAGGGAAAAGUGUGCCUUUAUUAUACUUUUUACUUACAUUUUUACCGUCCCGUGUCGGUUUUGGGUGAUUCAUUGGUCGCUUAUUUCCCCCCCCAUCACACGAGGUUACGAGCAAGGUGGUUGGCACUUUGCAAUCAUUUUUGUGUGCAUCUUUUUGGAGCAGGUUUUGCACGAGAAGAAUUAUAAUCGUCUGAAAAGUCAAGUGCAUACAAAGACUUAAAGUCACCAAUGGAGCCCAGAUUGACCUGGACUCUGUGCACAGUUCUCAUUGUCGCUUUCGUCACUUCUUCAGCAUCAGGUGAAGAUGACAGGAAUUUGAAAUUCUGCGGCACCUGGCACCAUGGCAAGGGCCCUCUGUGGCUGAAUGUGAACCUAACCACGGGUUGUGAUCGCAUUGUGGUCUCAGCCAAUCAGACCGCACUGUCUGUAAUGGGGAAGAUCACAGCUCAGUGCACAAGCCUGGACACUGUUCCACUGACACACAUAAAGCCCACUGAAGAGAGGACUGAUUUCUGUGUGUACUGGGAGCCCCUUCUGGACCAGCUCAAGUUAAAGAUUGGCAAAGAGGUGCUUCCCCUGUGCUCACCUGCUAGUCUGAAGGACCACUGCUGCACGUACCUGUCUCACGGCGCAAACAGCUACGAGACAACCUUUGGCAUUGCAGAGGGACACGUGCGAAAUGAUUUGGUCAGUCACAAAACAUGGGCCUCCUAUGAAUUUAACGGAAGCUUCAUCAACUGCCGAGAGACAUUUUGCGAUCAAGCAAGCCAGGGAUCAACCCAUCUCAACAUGCCGGAAGAAAACACUCAGAAUCCUUGUGCCCAAAGUACUGCAUUGAAGCUGGAGGACAGCGUUACUGGAUACAACGUGACCUUAUCUCCUCCUCAAGGUGUUGUGCAAGGGGCUACUCCUUCAAUCCAUCUACCCCCAGCUUUAAAGAAAGCAACAAAAUUUAAUAAUGAAGUUGUCUGCACUUACUUCAGAAACAACUCACUUUUCCAGGAGGCCCCAACUAAUGCCAAAAUUCUCAUUGACGUGGUUAGCAUUACCAUAGACAAUGAAAUCAUCAAAGAUUUAUCAGAGCCAAUCAAAAUAAGUUUCCAUCACAAUGUGAUCCAUAAAACUCAUUCAAGAAAAUGUGUUUCCUGGGAUACCAGAAAAGACCCUCUAAAGGUGAACUGGCUGGACGAAGGCUGUCAAACACAAGUGAAAGGAGAAAAACAGACAGAGUGCCACUGCAACCAUCUGACUUACUUCACCGUCCUAGUGCAACUAGAACCUAAACCAGUGCGCCAUCUACUGGCCCUGACUGUUAUUACAUCUCUGGGCUGUGCUGUGUCCUUUAUCAGCUGCAUUAUUCUGAUUGUGUACCUUUGCAGGAAGAAUCGCCGUUCAAAAGAGCUUUCCAUCCCAAUUCACAUGGGCCUAGCGGUGUCUCUGGCCCUCCUCAACCUUCUCUUCUUCUUCACUGGGGUUUUGGCCAACGUGUGUGAGAGCAUGUGUGUCUGGGUGGGACCAGCCCUUCACUAUGCUCUGCUUAGCUCUCUCAUAUGGAUGGGAAUCGAGAUCUUUCAUACUUUCUGGUUGGUUCAGAUGGUUUUCAGCCCCACCCCAAAAGCGUGGAUUUGGAACCUGGUUGGUUUUGGUGCACCUGCUGUUCCAGUCAUUGUCUUGGCAAUAAUACCAGAUAUUUAUGGCGUGAGGAAGAUUUACCAAACUGACGUUUCUGAUCCAUACAAAAUGUGUUGGAUGACAGAUAACGACAAUGCGCUCCUGGCCCACUACGUCAUCAACUUGACACUGUUGGCCAUCGUGGUGAGCUCCGGGUUGGUCAUGCUAUUCCUGGUCUACAGAGAGAUUCGGAACAGAGCCGAAUGGAGGCAGAACCGCGUGGCCUUCUUCAGUAUCUGGGGCCUCAGCGUCCUCUUUGGGACCACCUGGAUUCUCAACUUCCUGAACUUCGGCCCAUUCACUGACUUCAUUCACUUUGUCUCCACGAUCCUCAACUCAUUUCAAGGCUUCCUCCUAAUGCUACGCUUCUUCAUGCUGGACAGGAUGAGGAAACAGGCUGGUGGCUCAGUCUUGGGCAGCAGCAGUACAGGCUCUACCAGACAACACAUGCUACAGACCCAGGAGAGGAGUUAGAUGGACAAAAUAUGUACACAUCACAGAAUAAGAGAUAUUUGUAAACAGAAACGUGACUCACAGCCACUGAAGAUUAUCAAAUAGUACUGCUAGUUAGUAUUCAUGGUGACAAUGCAAUGGACAGUAAUAUUCUGUAAAUGUGCUGGAAUCACUGGAAUCACACUGUUACUGCUGUAAUAUUUCAUCUUCACUUUGAUAGUGAAGGAAAUACACUCAGGAACUAUGUAUAGGCCUGGAGCUUGUACAUAUUCAAGUUUGCUGUAUAUAAUGGUAAAAGAGAAAUUAUAUUUACUUUUUUUUUUUAACUAGAUGAAACAUUUUUGUCAGACAAGUCAUGUAACAGAAGUUUCAUACUUUUGAUAAGCUUUUUGUACUAGCCAGUAUAGUAGCACUUUAGAGUUGUGAUACAAAUAUUGUGAGCAUUCUAGAUUGUGAGUGUUAGAUACUGUGAUUUUGGCACUUUUGUAUUGUUUUGUAAAUAUAUGUACAUUCCAUCUAAAGCUUUUACAACUAUGGGUAUAUAUAGAAUUAAUAAAUUAAGCUAGUACAGUUGUGUUUCAAUGCCCCUGGUACAGUAUGAUUGCGUUUUUCCUGUCAUUUUCUUAUCUUGCUCUGCUUCCUCUCACAGGGCUUUGCUGUUAUUUCUCCUACAAAGAGUGAGCUUAAGAAUUGUGCAGUAUUUUUCUUUUAGUAGGAUAUUCAUUAUUUUGAUCUUUAUAGAGCUUGAUCUUGCUGGACAUGUCUUACCACAAUGUGAUUAGAUUGUUUUAUUUGAGAUGUGAAUAGAUCCUGGAGUCUCUUUAUGGUCUUGAGCACCCUUUAUUGUGUGCUACUGUUUCUUUAGAAACAUUUACUAAUAAACAUCACUAGUUAACUGACUUUAUGUCCAAAAUAUUCACUUUUGUAUCCAUCUUUGGGUUAUUUCUUGUUUACAACUACAUAACGUUUUUUAUCCAUUUUGCCAUUCAAAUUAAGAAAAACAUUUCUCUCUUCUUGC
Molecule: messenger RNA, 3288 nt
Organism: Periophthalmus magnuspinnatus
Lineage: Eukaryota; Metazoa; Chordata; Actinopteri; Gobiiformes; Gobiidae
Gene: adgrg1
Product: adhesion G protein-coupled receptor G1
Exons: 15
Coding region: 375-2291 (638 amino acids)
Biological process (GO): adenylate cyclase-activating G protein-coupled receptor signaling pathway; cell surface receptor signaling pathway
Cellular component (GO): membrane
Molecular function (GO): G protein-coupled receptor activity
Source: RefSeq, a predicted model, not a curated record